AUGACUGUUCGUGAUGCCUUAAAUCAAGCAAUAGAUGAGGAAAUGGCUCGUGAUGAAACUGUUUUCCUACUAGGCGAAGAAGUUGCUCAAUAUGACGGUGCCUAUAAAGUCAGCAGGGGCCUGUGGAAGAAGUAUGGAGAUAAACGAGUCAUCGAUACCCCCAUCACAGAAGCCGGUUUCGCUGGUAUUGCCGUUGGAGCAGCGUUUGCUGGUUUGAAGCCAAUAUGCGAGUUCAUGACUUUCAACUUCUCGAUGCAAGGUAUUGAUCAAGUGGUAAACUCAGCGGCCAAGACAUUCUACAUGUCGGCGGGCGCUCUGCCAUCGUCGAUCGUGUUCAGAGGCCCCAAUGGAGCAGCGGCCGGAGUGGCGGCACAGCAUUCACAAUGCUUCGGCGCCUGGUACAGCCACUGCCCAGGCCUGAAGGUCCUCAUGCCCUACUCCUCGGAAGAUGCCAAAGGCCUCCUAAAGUCAGCAAUCAGAGAUCCGGAUCCAGUGGUGUUCCUAGAGGAUGAGAUUCUGUAUGGUGUCCCAUUCCCCAUGUCGGACGAGGCCCUCUCAAAGGAUUUCCUUAUCCCUAUAGGAAAGGCAAAGGUGGAACGUGAAGGGAAGCAUGUUUCCUUGGUGUGCGCUGGAAAAGGCACUGACACUGCACUGCUAGCAGCUGCACAGCUGGCGGGAGAAGGCAUUGAGUGCGAAGUGUUGAACCUCCGCUCGAUCCGGCCGCUCGACUUCGAGAGCAUAGCGCGCUCCAUCUCCAAAACCCACCAUCUGGUGACUGUCGAACAGGGUUGGCCGCAGAGCGGGAUCGGCGCGGAGAUCUGCGCGCGCGUGAUGGAGUCGCCCGCCUUCUUCGAGCUGGACGCGCCCGCGUGGCGGGUGACGGGCGCCGACGUGCCGAUGCCCUACGCGAGGGGGCUCGAGGCGCUCGCGCUGCCGCGGCCCAGCGACGUGGCCAGCGCCGUGCGCGCCGUGCUAGGCAACAACGACGUGGCCAGCGCCGUGCGCGCCGUGCUAGGCAACAAGUACGCUCUUCCGUUCAUUUCAUUCAUUCAUUCAUUCGAUCCUUCGCUCGCGCUGCCGCGGCCCAGCGACGUGGCCAGCGCCGUGCGCGCCGUGCUAGGCAACAAGUACGCUCUUCCGUUCAUUCAUUCAUUCAUUCAUUCAUUCGAUCCUUCGCUCGCGCUGCCGCGGCCCAGCGACGUGGCCAGCGCCGUGCGCGCCGUGCUAGGCAACAAGUACGCUCUUCCGUUCAUUCAUUCAUUCGAUCCUUCGCUCGCGCUGCCGCGGCCCAGCGACGUGGCCAGCGCCGUGCGCGCCGUGCUAGGCAACAACGACGUGGCCAGCGCCGUGCGCGCCGUGCUAGGCAACAAGUACGCUCUUCCAUUCAUUCAUUCAUUCAUUCAUUCAUUCGAUCCUUCGCUCGCGCUGCCGCGGCCCAGCGACGUGGCCAGCGCCGUGCGCGCCGUGCUAGGCAACAAGUACGCUCUUCCGUUCAUUCAUUCAUUCAUUCGAUCCUUCGCUCGCGCUGCCGCGGCCCAGCGACGUGGCCAGCGCCGUGCGCGCCGUGCUAGGCAACAACGACGUGGCCAGCGCCGUGCGCGCCGUGCUAGGCAACAAGUACGCUCUUCCAUUCAUUCAUUCAUUCAUUCAUUCGAUCCUUCGCUCGCGCUGCCGCGGCCCAGCGACGUGGCCAGCGCCGUGCGCGCCGUGCUAGGCAACAAGUACGCUCUUCCAUUCAUUCAUUCAUUCGAUCCUUCGCUCGCGCUGCCGCGGCCCAGCGACGUGGCCAGCGCCGUGCGCGCCGUGCUAGGCAACAAGUACGCUCUUCCGUUCGUUCAUUCAUUCAUUUAU
Molecule: messenger RNA, 1851 nt
Organism: Iphiclides podalirius (scarce swallowtail)
Lineage: Eukaryota; Metazoa; Arthropoda; Insecta; Lepidoptera; Papilionidae
Source: the annotation of a GenBank genome assembly